Cadophora gregata is the source of this 2073-nucleotide messenger RNA. RefSeq lists its product as uncharacterized. Lineage: Eukaryota; Fungi; Ascomycota; Leotiomycetes; Helotiales; Ploettnerulaceae. The transcript has 6 exons. Gene Ontology annotation, cellular component: nucleus. The record is from RefSeq and is a predicted model, not a curated record. Bases 1 to 2073 code for a protein of 690 amino acids. Gene Ontology annotation, biological process: DNA-templated transcription; regulation of DNA-templated transcription. Gene Ontology annotation, molecular function: zinc ion binding; DNA binding; DNA-binding transcription factor activity, RNA polymerase II-specific.
AUGUCAUCAGAGCGACCAGCAAAACGCAUCCGGCAAGCCUGUGAACCGUGCCGGCGCAAGAAGUCACGGUGCCCAGGCGAGAAACCCAUCUGCUCGCACUGCGCCCGCUUGCAGCAGAAUUGCUACUACGCAGAUGAGCGUGCGGAGCAUGAGCGGGCGAGCGUCACGCCUUCUCCUCAGGUUGGACGAGUUCGACCUACGAGCUCGUCGGCCGGAGAUGGGAGAGUGGAAGACCGACUGAGAUAUUUGGAGAAUCAACUCUCUGAAGUUCUUGCGAACCAGGCGUCCAUGAGUAGGAGUGCAUCGGUUCAAGUGUCGGAUACCCCACGGACAGCCAUUCAACAUCCUUUGGCAAGCUCAAGAUCAUCCGAGAUAUAUCUUCCCUCUUGGGAUGUCAUUAUCAAUGCUGCGGAGAGCUAUCUUCAAUAUUGCGACUGCCAGCCGCUGCCCCUGUUCCAGCGCUCAAGCUUCAUUCAAACACUGAAAAACAGGAAGCCGGAGGUGUUGUUCUCAAUGCUUGCUAUAGCUUUGAGGUUUGCAGACAAUCCCUUGUCUCGAAAUGUUGCAAAGCUCAUCACGGGAUAUGCUGAAGCUGCAAGGACAAUGGUUUCAAAGCAAGUUUUCGAGGGGGCCGUCGAACUUUCCACUAUCCAAGCCUUGUGUCUAUUGACCAUCGUUGACUUUACAGAUGGACACACAAGACGAGCUAGCAUCAACUGCAGCCUUGCGAUGAGUCUAGCCCACAACGCCGGCUUGACAUCAGAAUCGAAUCUGAAACUGCCAGACCAAGAAAAAGAAGAACGACGGAGGUGUUUCUGGAGUCUGUUUCUCCUGAAGAGACUGCACGGCGCCGAUUUCAUGAUCCUCGAUUUCUCUGCCGAGGACAACUUUCCAUGGUAUCCCGAGACGACAGGCGAGCCGCUCUCUCCAGGCCAGGAAUCUAGUUCUGCCCGAACGGAUGAGCAAGGUCCGGAUAAAGGCAUUGUAGCUUAUGCGAUUCAACUGAGCGAAGUCUGGUUCAAAAUCACUCGAUAUGCUCGUCGACGAGGCAAGCCGAACAGUUUGCCACCUUGGUCAUCGCAGUCUGAGUAUGCUUUGAUAUUAGCCCAUCAGAUGGAUUUCGAGACUCGGAUGCCUUUCAUGCAUCGAUUUGAGCCUGCGAAAUUUUCACAAAGAUCAGUGGAGCAUCUGGACUCGAAUAGGGAUUACUGGGGGCCUUGGCUGUUCAUCCAGUUUCUCUAUCACACCAAUCUAUGUCUGCUCAAUCACCCUUUACUAUUGUCGCUGCGUCUACGGAACUUCAAAUGUGUCAUUCCGGAGAUCUUCCUACAACAUACGUCAGAUCUUAUAUCGUCACAUGCAACUUGGAUUAUCAACUUCAUCGAUAUGCUGGAAGGCAAACCGUUCAAAGUCACAGAUCCGUUUCUUGGUCACUGUGUAGCUAUUAUCGCCACCAUCUAUUUACAGGAGAGCUUUGUCGACGAUCCAGGAACCAGAAGAGAUAAACAAGACAAUUUCGACAAAUGCCUGAAAUUCAUCCGAGGAUUUGGCGAACAGUGGCCUCAUCUAGGCCGAAUCGCAAACAAGCUUCAACGACUAGCCGAAACAGUCUCAUCGACCUACGUCGCCAGCGAAGAACCCACUCGUCAGAACCGGAAGUUGUUAAUCGACCUCGGCCAGUUCUUCGAGGUACUCGAAUACUCCUCAUCGUCCGAAAUCCACGGCUCAGCGCGUCAACUCUUCGGUCCCUCCUUGCACACCGGCUCUGGAACCUCCAGAACAGAAAUGGCUCAGACUUCCGUUCUACCUCAGCCAACUCGUGUUGAGAGGCAAGAAUUCGGGAACUUGACACCGAAUAUGACGCAUGUGAUUGACCCGUUGGAUAGUUCGAUUACUGGUACUGGUACAGAGAGUGGGACAAUACCGAUGACUGCUGCUGCGGUGCCGUUGACGUACUCAGAUGAUGAGCUGGCCGUGUUGGCGGAGAGUUUCUUUCAUCAGAGAAAUGACUUUGAUGGGAAUGGAAACGGAAACGCGAAUUGGUGGAAUACAAUGAACAUGCAUGCGACUUGA